This is a messenger RNA of Bolinopsis microptera, 4215 nucleotides long. RefSeq names its product cytosolic carboxypeptidase 2-like. The record is from RefSeq and is a predicted model, not a curated record. Lineage: Eukaryota; Metazoa; Ctenophora; Tentaculata; Lobata; Bolinopsidae. Gene Ontology annotation, molecular function: zinc ion binding; metallocarboxypeptidase activity. Bases 559 to 3744 code for a protein of 1061 amino acids. Gene Ontology annotation, biological process: proteolysis. The transcript is spliced from 21 exons.
GCCACUACAUGAGCUACAUUGUAUAUGCGGUUUAAUGGUCGCGGGGUUUCUUCAGCCGCCCUCUUAACUUCUUAAGUCUUAUCUCACACUGUCGUGUUUUGUCUUGUGGCGGUCUAAUUUCACUAUCGGAGGUGGACAUUUGUUGCCAGUCAAGGCAACAUCUGUUGUUGUUAUUGUUACUUCGUUAAAACAACGCAUGUUAUAGCUGGCCACUAGGGACAGCGAACCUCUGACUCAGCUUGCUGCAGUUCAAGUGGUUUUAUUUAUGUGAAGCUCAUUUCACGAUCAUCUAUUUUUGUUAGAGCCUCAUUUUUUGUGAUGCUCAUUUUGAAAGUGUUUAAAGUUAGAACUUGUAUCAGUAGUUUAUCCAGUGAGAGAGUGAUUUGCUGCUUACUUUGCCGCUUUUAAACUUGCUGAGCCUACUGCUCUAGCUCUAAGUCUAGAUUAGUAUUAGUCUAUUGAACCAUGUAUUGUUCUUGUUUUUUGGGCCCGCGUUGUGACAGUUUAUUUUAGCUGUGUAGUAGAUCUCCACUAGAUCUCCACUAGAUCUCCACUACAAUGGUGGAUGUGCCCCUGGCAAGACCCCUCCUGUGUCAUUGUAUCAUGUCUAGAAUGUCCACUACUUACAACGGCAAAUACGACAUCAGCGACAUAAAGAAACAAAUACAGGAGAUGGCUCAAAAGGUACCGAAGCUGAAGGAACCUAGGUCCCUGUACUGUGUACCACGUGACGUGGUGAUGCCCCGGUGGCCAGUAGGGAUCGACACAGUGUGUCCACAACCAGACCUCACCCACAACAACACUCCUCCACCUUUCAACGAGGAGUUCUACAAACGUCCCUCCGGCGCUAAUUUACGAUUACUAGAGAAAACAGACACGGAUAAACACGAAGGAACGGUUGUGUACCAUCUUCCUCUGAUGCGGUUCCCUUUUUACACUAGAUCUCGCCCCACGGCUGCAUUAGAACCGUGCCCCUUCCCCCUAUCUUGUUACGAUGACGAUGUUCUGAGGUUUGAGUCCCGUUUCGAGUGUGCCAAUCUUUUCAGAGCCAGACGAGUCGGACCCUACGAGUACGAGUUAGAGCUUCGCUGGGACUACUUCACAAUGAAGCACACGCAAUGGUUCUACUUUAGAGUUUCAAAUACAAAGGCUGGCCCUACCUACAAGUUUACAAUUAUUAACUUGUUAAAGUCCGGCAGUCUUUACAACGAAGGCAUGAAACCUCUGUUCUAUUCAGAGAGAAAUGCUAAGAAUAAAAACCUGGGCUGGCUCAGGAUGGGACAUAAUAUUCAUUACUACAAAAACAACAUUAGGAGAAAGGAUUGUAAAGGGGAGAGGUAUCAGUACUCCCUUACCUGGCAGUUCCAGUUCCCAUACACUUCAGAUGUGUGUUAUUUCUCACAUUGUUAUCCUUACAGCUACACUGACCUUCAGAAAGAUCUAUUAGAAAUAGCUAACGACGCAGUUAAGUCGCAGUACGUGAAGCAGCGUAUCCUUUGCCACUCCCUGGGUGGGAACAUGGUCCACCUCCUCACAGUUACCACCCCCUCCACACACCUCACAGAGGCUAAACAGAAGAGAGCUGUGGUGGUGACCGCCAGGGUCCACCCCGGCGAGACUAACAGCAGUUAUAUGAUGAGGGGCUUCAUCAACUUUAUCACAGGUUCCUCGCCAGAUGCUAAAGUUCUAAGAGAUAACUUCGUGUUUAAAAUAGUACCAAUGUUGAACCCAGAUGGCGUGAUAGUGGGUAACUAUAGGAGCUCCUUAGCUGCUAGAGAUCUCAAUAGAAAUUAUAAGAAUCCAAUUAAAGAUGCGUAUCCCAGUAUCUGGAGCGUCAAGGCGAUGAUUAGAAGAAUGUUAACAGAGCGAGAGGUAGUGCUCUACUGUGAUCUGCACGGACACAGUCGCAAAAUGAACGUGUUUAUGUACGGCUGCGAGAACAAGGACCCAGGGCUUCGUCUUCAGGAGAGAGUGUUCCCUAACAUGAUGUCAAGAAACACCAGCAAGUUCAAAUACUCCAGCUGCAGGUUUAAAGUGCAGAAGAAGAAAGAAGGAACAGGUAGAAUAGUUAUGUGGCAACAGAUGGGAAUACUCAACUCCUUUACAAUGGAGGCAACCUUCGCGGGGUACAAUAACGUGCACUUCAACAGUCGUGACCUGGAGGAUAUGGGAUAUCACUUCUGUGAUACACUCUUAGAUUACUGUGACCCUGAUACCAGCAAGGUCGAGCACGUGCUCGCUAACUUAACGCGCAUAGUAAUGUCACAAUAUGCCGCUAAAAUCGGGAAAAGUAUCGAGGAUCUCAAGGACCUUCCCCUCGAAGAUCUGGAUAUAUCAGACCUGGAGAGCAGUGAUGGAGGCAGUGAUAGCUCUGUUUCUGACGGUCCCCCUAAGCUACCUCUGCUCCGGAAGAAGUCAAAAGCUCACUCCGUUGGGGGAGAGAGUUCUACUAAUAAGGAAGAAAAACCUGCAAAACCCAAGUUGGAGAGACGAUGUAGUGUUAGUUCCGCUGAAUCCCCCUCCACCCUCGCCAAACAAGCUCACGGUAUACCAAAACACGCUCAAGAGCGCAUCGAGGAGCGCCAAGCUAAAGUCAACAAGGAUCCCGGCUGUAAUCCUGACUACUCCAUCCUGACUGGUGGCAUCUUCCAUCCUCCUUCUUCGAGAGUAUGUCAGCGAGUCAGCAACUCACCUAACGACAGUAGACGAUCCCUAGAACCUGCUAAAGUUGCGUUCAGAUUCUAUGACCCUCAAAGCACUAAGGAAAGUGAUGUAGUAUACGCUGUGUUAGAGCCUACUGCAGAGCCAGGAGCUGACACCUCUCCUCCUCACCCUGACAAGGACGGAGUACACGUGUCAGUUGUGUUAGCUGGAGUGGGGAGCGCGUACAGACAUGAUUUGAUUAUUGGAGAGGAGAACCCUGCAGCUGACCCCCCUAGGGAGGAUGGAGUGAGGAACCCUUACUCCGUGAGCUACAGGACUACAGACGUGAACAGUAAACAACUUGGGAGAAACACUUUCGCUAUUAGACCCUCAAAAUCAGCGCACAGAUCUCACCGCACUAAACAGAUGCUGCCCUCCUCUAGAAGCGAAGUGAUGGCAGGAGAAGAUCAGCUACGAGAACCUCGAGAGAAACCUCGAGCCUCAAGCCACCCAAUAGGUGUAUCCUCACCAGUAUUCGGGAAGGGCCGACCCCCAACUAACCUGUAUCACAACUUACAUCGUGUGAAACCAGUCCAGUCAUGGAACCCGACUAAAGCUAGUACCGCUACUAAUGGGGAGUCUAGUGCCCCUUCACCUGCAGAUGCGGGAGACCUCAGGACUCAGCCCGUCGCUAACUUUACUUCGUCAUACGUCGACAAAAUCCUUACUAAGAAACUGUCCCCAGGUCACUCAGUUCCUAAAACUCAAUAUAAGAUGGUCGGCUCUCUGCUUACUCGGACGGAGGGCCACCUCCGAGUUGAAGACAACGUGCCGCGCGGCUCAGAUCACGUGUCUCCAAAUCACCUAGCACGUGGUAACGAGAUAGUGAAGCGUAAUGGUGAUGUUACUACGCAACCGCCACCUAGCAACAAGGAUCAGCCUAAAAGACACAGAUCCUUAGCGGCUCUCACCAGAGGGAACACGCGCAAAGGGAGUGAUCUGCACUCUUCUUCAACUAGCCCUCCGGAGGGUCAGAAGCGACUCAAACAAACGAGAGACCCCGAAAGACCGCAAAUUCCUCAAAGCGGCCAAGUGGCGUGAGCCAGUUUAACUUAGGGGUCCUCUCACCUUCCCUCGCUGUCGCCCCAAACCCUGACAGAGUUCUUGUAAAACAGACUAAAAGUAAAGGGGUCCGGCUGGGCUUUAGACCUCACAAAUUAUAGAUUCAAAUUAUACAUUCAGACUUUAUAAUGGGUAAUUAUACAAAUAUUCUUAAACUUGGCGUGAUAAAAUGAUGACAUUACUGGUUACGAGGAUGAUAGUGUGACUAUAUUUAUCUUUCGUGAGUCGCAAAUAAAUUAUGGUUUCACGGAUUUGAUAUCUUGAAUACAGGGAUUGUGAUUUCCAUGCUUACUGCUACCGGAAAUGUUUUAUAAGUUUUAUAUAUUCCAGAAAUUUACUUACAUUUAAAGAACGUCCUGUACAGUGUAGAGGGAUACUUUCUGUCGAUUGUAUGUACAUUGUACAUAUUGUAAAUGCUUUGUCAAAGGAUGAUUUGAGUUUUCUAUUAAA